Molecule: messenger RNA, 1665 nt
Organism: Odontomachus brunneus
Lineage: Eukaryota; Metazoa; Arthropoda; Insecta; Hymenoptera; Formicidae
Exons: 3
Coding region: 1-1665 (554 amino acids)
Source: RefSeq, a predicted model, not a curated record
AUGGAAGAGAUUCAUCCCAUCGGGGCGCCGAAGGAUGAGGCCGUAGCCUCGACAUCGGCGGUGGGAAGGGGCAACGGGGAUGCUGGAGACGGCCGGAGCAGGUCGCUAUCCCCGUCUGCACCACGCCGAUCGGCCAGAGUCGCGAACGGACGAACGGGCGCUGGCUCCAAGAGUGUGGUCAGCGCUCUAGUAGCACAGAGCGACAGGCUUGGGGAGGAGGAGGGCGAAGAGGCUCUGAUGCAGGAGAUCAACAAUCCCUCCAUCAAGCCAUCGACGCCGAGAGCCGCCCAGGCGGCAAAAGAGGAAAUCGGGAUCCUCCGCGGCCUCCGGGCGCAAUCCACGCCCGAAGUCUCGUCCAUGGCGCUCAGAGCCGUGGACGAGGUGAAAAAGGUCGCGAAGAGGUCCCGCAACCUCAAGGGGGCCUAUCGUGGGGCCCUGUGGAGUGCGGCGGCCAGGAUGGCCGCGGCGAGCCUCGGCCUAGUGCAAAGGGCCAAUAACACCGACGGGUCCGGCACGGGCGAGGCUGAAAGGCGAGAGGCGACGGUGGACGCGAGGGAGCGAGCGCGUCUAGAAGCGGAGGGCGAGCUGCUCCGCAUACGCGUCGCCAACCUCGAGACGCAGCUGGAGGAGGCCCGCAGAUCCGGCCCCUCCAGCAACCAUCCUGGAGUGACCUCGUCCCCCAUGGAGGUGGACGGGGAGGACGGCUACAACCACGGGACUUGGCCGCGGGGGGGUCAUAACAGCAGGGACUCCUCCGCGGACCGGAAAAGGAAGAGGGCAGGACCUCAAGACGAGGACUCCUCGUCCUCUCCCGUCGGAGGCAAGAAGAGGGCACCCCGGCCGAUCUCAUCCUCCUCAAGCGAGGAGGAAAUGAUAGUGGAGGGAGACGCCGGGUCCAUCAGGGCCCUACUCCCGACUUCCGAGGAGGCGGAAGUCGGGAAACGAUGCCGGGAAGAGGUGGCGCGAGAAGUGGCGGAGGGAACACUCCCCACGGGAAAUGUCCCCUCCUUGAAGGCGCGCGGCGGGGGCAGCAAUCCGGCACUCAACGGCCGGAAGAAGGGCACCGUGGCGGCGGCGACGGCUGGCGGGGGGACGCCCCAGCAAAUGCAGCCGAAAGAAACCGCCGCCCAAACAAGGUGCCGCGGGGAAGGGAAGAAGAUCCCCAACGCCACGGGGGGCGGGAAGAAACCCGUCCUCCCCAAGGCUCCUCGCGCCGCCGCGAUCACGGUGAGCUGCCCCGCUGGCAGCUACGCCGAUGUGAUGUGGCGGGCGAGGAGCCAGAUCGACUUAGGAGAGCUGGGGAUCGGGGACCUCAGGACCAGGAGGGCAGUCACCGGCGCCCUGGUCCUGGAGAUCCCCAGUCCUGAAGGACACGCCAGGGCGGACGCCCUGGCUAACAAAAUGGCGGCCCUCUUCGCCGACAAAGAGGACGUUCGUAUAGCGCGUCCGACGAAGAGGGUCGACAUCCGGGUCCGCGACCUGGACGAUGCGGCCACCGUGGAGGACGUAAUCUCUGCGGUGGCGGUCGCCGGGGGCUGCGGGCCCGGGGAUUUGAAGGCCGGGCAGAUCCGCCUUGGACCCGACCGCAUGGGGACCCUCUGGUUGAGGUGUCCCCUAGCAGUCGCCAAAAAGGUCACGGACAGGGGACGCAUACGCGUCGGGUGA